GCACAGGCACAGGUAUGGUACAGGCACAGGCACAGGCACAGGCAUGGUACAGGUACAUGUGUGGAGACCCUGAUAAAGGUGUGUGAGUCAGAUACGUAAACCAACCCGUGUCUUUGGUUCAAACCUCGACUCACCUGUGGGGCCGGUCCACUUCGCUCUAAUCAACGUUACAGAAGCCAAUUAAGUUGAUUAUCCUUAAUUAAUGAAGUGGAUCCAGAGUUGAUUGAGCUGGACGAACACAACAGGUAAAGAAAACACUUUAAGUGUGGGAAUACUUUCCAUGACAUCAUCCCUGUCUCUCACCUGUUAGCCACACCCACCUCAUCAGUGCUAUCUCUCACCUGUUAGCCACACCCACCUCAUCAGUGCUAUCACUCACCUGUUAGCCACACCCACCUCAUCAGUGCUAUCACUCACCUGUUAGCCACGCCCACCUCUUCAGCCCCCCCCCCCCCGUGAAGGUCUCUGAAGCCAGAGGAGGACCAACACAUUCAUCUCGAGCUCUGUCUUCAGCUACAUCAUGAAGUCUGAUGACGUCAUCUCCCUCAGGAAGACGUCAGGACUCUUGUGACUCCAGAAACAAUUUAAAGGUAAACAUUCCAGGACACACGUUAAGGAACGUAAAUCUACCGCCGAGCAUGCGCGCAUGUGGCCACUAGAGGGCGCCACAUAUUCACCCUGAAGUCUUGUUUGCUGCCUUUAAAACUUUUCUUUGUUGCAUCAAAAGCCUCAAAAUCUCUGAGCCGGAGGACUUGUUGCUUCAGAAGGAUUUAUUGAUGACUGGACACGUUGCUCCUUCUGGACUCCUUCAGACUCCUUCAGGACUCCUUCAGGACUCCUCCAGGACUCCUUCUGGGCUCCUUCAGGACUCCUUCUGGGCUCCUUCAGGACUCCUUCUGGGCUCCUUCAGACUCCUUCAGACUCCUUGGAUGCUGCUGAACGAGCGGAUCCACUGAUCUCAGGUAUCACAGCUGGAGGAGGGCGCACAGGGACCAGCUCGGGGACCAGCUCAGGGACCAGCUCAAGGACCAGCACAGGGACCAGCUCGGGGACCAGCUCAAGGACCAGCUCGGGGACCAGCUCAAGGACCAGCUCGGGGACCAGCUCGGGGACCAGCUCGGGGACCAGCUCGGGGACCAGCUCGGGGACCAGCUCGGGGACCAGCUCAAGGACCAGCUCAGGGACCAGCUCUCCCGUUGUGGUCCAGCUUCCCGUGCGCACCGGCUGAGGAUGCGCAUGGAGUGACCCGCAGCCGCAGCGCGCGCAUCCCGGGGAUCAUGUGGGUCCUCUUGGCGCUGGUCCUGGCCGCGGUGGGUCCCGAUGGGGUCCCCGGCUGCCAGCUGCCCCGCGACUGGAGGCAGCAGACCGAGGCGUGCCGAGCCGAGCUGGCCCAGAUCAUCGUGUUCGCCAAGGUGCUGGCGCUGCACACCGAGCUGUACAACGUGUACGACAACUACCUCCCGGUGCCGCCGUCCGACCGGGAGCUGCUGUUUUCCGCGGAGGUCGAGCUGCUGUGCGACCAGGCGUGGGGCAGCACGCUGGAGGUCCCGGCCGGCUCCCGGUUCAACGUCACCGGCCUGGGCUACUUCAGCUGCUUCUCCUACAGCGUCACCGCCAACAACAACUACUACUUCUUCCUCAGGAUGGAUGAGAACUACAACAUCAUCCCCCAUGGAGUGAACUUCCAGGACCCCAUCUUCCCCGACACGGCGGAGAACCACCGGACGUUCUCCAGCCUGUUCCAGUUCUCCAACUGCACGGCCGGUACGCAGGUCCACAGCUACGCCCCGGAGUGGGAGGCCCAGGAGGACAGCCGGCUGCUGUGCUCCGCGGUGCAGAAGGCCCUGUUCGAGGAGGAGGAGAAGGUGUGGACUCUGUCCCAGAAGGUGCGCUCCUUGGAGAAAGCCAACGACCACCUGCGAGAGAAGGUGAAGAGCAUGAAGCGCCUGCUGCGCCAGGCCCAGCGCGAGACCCCCAAGGACAAGCUGUACGGGCCCAAGGCGCCCAGAACCCACCCGGACCAGGACACCGGCCCGCGCCUGAAGAAGACCUCCGCCUCCAGGACGCUGAAGAACUGAGAGGAACUCCACGUCGCCACGCUCUCGUCUUCAUCACGCUGUAAUGCUUUUCCUUUGACCUUUGACCUCUGAGUACCUUCUACCUUCCGUCUUCCGUUAGCCGGUUACUCUCCAACAUGGAGCUCUCCUGACCGGUUGAACUCUGCUGGACACACUGCAUGGCAUGAACAUGAAAGGAGUCGCUCUGGACAUGAAGGUCGUGAACGUGCCUCUUCCUCUUCCUCUCCUCACCUGUGGAUCGUCCCCCCCCCCCCCCCGGAGUAGAGUGCUGAGCAUUCUGGGAGACGCGUCUCUCUCUCUCUCUCUCUCUAUUCCUUUGUCAUCAUUUUGUUAAACAGCUUCAGUAUUUUUUUAAUUAUGAAUAAAUGAUCUUUUA
Pseudoliparis swirei is the source of this 2454-nucleotide messenger RNA. It is a transcript of the gene ccdc3b, whose product is annotated as coiled-coil domain containing 3b. Bases 1278 to 2078 code for a protein of 266 amino acids. Lineage: Eukaryota; Metazoa; Chordata; Actinopteri; Perciformes; Liparidae. The record is from RefSeq and is a predicted model, not a curated record. Gene Ontology annotation, biological process: negative regulation of gene expression. Gene Ontology annotation, cellular component: extracellular region. The transcript is spliced from 3 exons.